CAGGAGAGAAUGCUUCUGGAACAUGGCCACACAGCCCGAAAGACAUACAACAACCCUAUGUAUAUAUGGUCGAAUCUGGAUAGUCAAAUUCGUAGAGUCACAACGGAGAACCUACAGAGUCCUAGAGAGACAAUUUGUAAUCCGAACUAUUCAAAUCCAUAGAGAUGCAAUGGAGGACCUGGAGGUUUCUAGAGAGACUAUUAUGAAUCAGUGAAUAAUGGGAUCCAUAGUUUCAAUGGAGGACCUAGAGAUUCCUAGAGAAACUAUUUGCGAUCAAAUCCAUGAAUAAUGGGAUCCACAGAGUCGCAAUGGAAGAACUAGAGGUUCCUAGAGAGACCAUUCUUGAUCAAAUCCAUGAAUAAUGGUAUCCAUAGAGCCCUAAUGGAGGACGUAGGGAUCCCUAGAGGAUCAAAUCCUUGAAUAAUGGGAUCCAUAGAGUCGCAAUGGAGGACCUAGAUAUUCCUAGAGAAACUAUUUUCAAUCAAAUCCUUGAAUAAUGGGAUCCACAGAGUCGCAAUGGAAGAACUAGAGAUUCCUAGAGAGACUAUUCUUGAUCAAAUCCAUGAAUAAUGGGAUCCAUAGAGUCCCAAUGAAGGACGUAGGGAUCCCUAGAGGGAAUGUCAAUCAAAUCUUUGAAUAAUGGGAUGCAUAGAGUCGCAAUGGAGGACCUAGGAGUCCCUAGAGGGAAUGUCAAUUCUGAAUAAUGAUCAAACUUGCAAAUGUGGAGGAACAACCGUUUUUUCAGAACUGCAAAUCUAGGGAUUCUGGGAGGCAUGGCCAUGGCAGUGAAAGUGGGGGCAAAGUGCUAUAGGCAUUCAGUGUGGCUGCAGGUGCCCCCUUGCGUAAAAGCCUGCUACUGUCUCUUUAACAGGCAACCAGGAAGAGGCCCUGCUUUGCUGCCUGGACUGAAGCUGAGCAGAGACAGCAAGAGAUUGCUGGCCGUGUUCUCCACCGCUUCCCGUUCCUUCUCCCUAAACAACCAUUAAUUUCAUUUCAUUUUUCCUUAGCAUGGCGUUCAGUGAAGCUACGGAGCUGGACAAUUACCGGGAUUACAAUUUAACCGAGGACCAGAAGCUCAUUAAAGCGAAAUACGCUCCUAUUUCGAAGAAGUACGAAUAUUUGGAUCAUACAGCUGAUGUCCAGCUGCAUGCCUGGGGAGACACCUUGGAAGAGGCCUUUGAGCAAUGCGCCAUGGCCAUGUUUGGAUACAUGACAGACGCAGAGACCGUGGAGCCCCUGGACACCGUCGAAGUGGAGGCAGAAGGACAUGACUUGUUGUCUCUUCUUUUUCACUUCCUGGACGAGUGGCUCUAUAAAUUCAGCGCCGAGGAGUUUUUCAUUCCUAGGGAAAUCAAAGUGCUUUCCAUAGAUCGAUCGAGAUACAAAAUAAGGUCUAUUGGGUGGGGAGAGGAAUUCUCGCUGUCCAAACAUCCUCAGGGCACCGAGGUCAAGGCAAUCACCUAUUCGGCCAUGCAGAUCCAUGAGGAGGAGAAGCCUGAGGUCUUUGUCAUCAUUGACAUCUAAGCCAAGGAAGCAAAGGGCAUUGCUCAUGUUUCCUAGCAGAAAUAUCACACAGGAAGGGAAUAUGCCACCUUGGAAAGACUUGGGAACUGGUUCAGUGAAUGGCAACGGUUGAAAAAUUAUCAUGAAGGUGGCAGUGACCCUUUAGGAAUGUCCAGAUCCGGAUGAUGCAUCAUGCAAGAAACUGUUUACAAAGAGAAUUUGUAUGUAUGGAAAUAUUAACCAAGGGUCAUCCUGAUGGUGCUGCCUAUAUUGUUUUCAAUGGAGUCAGAGAAAAUAUCCUUCUUUGGGGAUGAAAUAGAGCUAGAACUGAACACUUAUCUUCUUCUAAUCAUAAUAAAACUACCUCUUGGUUCUUCAGAUAUCACAUAAACUUGAUAUGAUAAAGUUUGCACAAAAAGGAACUAGUGCUUGAGUCUGGAUUAUGCUGAAUAUAUAGCAGUCCUAUCUUCUGAAGGGUUUUUUUUUUGCAAUAUUAUUUGUUUUUAUUUCUAUUUGUAUCUCAAAAAAAGAUUCAAAGCGGCUCACACUGAAACCAAGACCAUGCAAUUUUGGACCUAAAAAUAAUCAAACAUUAAAAUAAAAUAUAAACAUGAAGCAGUUUUAAAAAUAAACAAUGAAAAACAUGGAAGGAUGUUCACCAUUACCUUCUGAGGCUGAGAGAGUGUGUCUUGCCCAAAGUCUCAUACUGAAUUUCCAGAGCUGAGCAAGGAUUCAAAACUGGAUCUCACACUCAAACCAUUGCAACAACAAAUGUAUUUAAAAUAUUUUAUUAAUUAAAUAGUAAUAGAUCUAUUACUAUUUAAUUAAGGCUCUGCAUGUUCUGUAGGAAACAGGAAACAAUUGAAAAUGUGGAUUAAAAGAGUGCCUUUGUAAUAUGAAAACUGGCUUUCAACCUAUCAAAAAUUAAAGGGAUAAGGAAAAAAACUGUUUUAAUGCCCCUAAAAAGCUAAUUGUCCCCCCAAGGGGUUCCACCUCCUCAUCUUGAUAUAAAUACAGCACUAUUAUGUUGUGUUUAAAGGCCCAAAGCACCAUAACAACAUGGUCUGCUGUUAGGAAUUGUGGGAGUUGAAGUCAAAAUUUGCCCAUGACUGGUCUAGACAUAGUAAUUCACGGUUGCUCUUGUGUGUGUGUAUUUAUGUAUCUCCUGUUUACCUUAACUGUUCAGUUUCGAGAGAUAUAUUUCUGGUUAAACAGGGCAGAAAUAACAGGAACGCAUGGUUACGAAUUCAAUUUUAUGUUAAAGGACCCUAGCAUAACAUUCAUUUUUACUAUGCUUUUAUAUUUAAUUGCGCAAAUGAAAGAAAAGGAUUUGUGCUUUUAUUUUAAAUAUCUGUGGAAUGAACUAUUUUCAGCUCAAAUAAAAUUCAUACUGAAAAUA
Anolis carolinensis (green anole) is the source of this 2902-nucleotide messenger RNA. RefSeq names its product zinc finger and BTB domain containing 8 opposite strand (gene tslig1). Gene Ontology annotation, biological process: tRNA splicing, via endonucleolytic cleavage and ligation. NCBI's taxonomy places the organism in Eukaryota, Metazoa, Chordata, Lepidosauria, Squamata, Anolidae. Gene Ontology annotation, cellular component: tRNA-splicing ligase complex. The coding region runs from base 1009 to 1524 and encodes 171 amino acids. The transcript is spliced from 8 exons. The record is from RefSeq and is a predicted model, not a curated record.